Molecule: messenger RNA, 690 nt
Organism: Procambarus clarkii (red swamp crayfish)
Lineage: Eukaryota; Metazoa; Arthropoda; Malacostraca; Decapoda; Cambaridae
Source: RefSeq, a predicted model, not a curated record
AUGGCUGGUGGUGACACCAUUGCUGGGGGUAACGAAAUGACUAAUGGUGGCGCAAUGGCUGGUGGUGCCAAUGCCAUGGCUCGUGGUGAUGCCAUGGAAGGUGAUGACACCAUAGCUGGUGAUGACUCCAUUGCUGGUGGGGACACAAUGGCUGGUGUUGACGUCAUGGGUAGUGAUGACGCCAUGGGUAGUGAUGACGCCAUGGAUAGUGAUGACGCCAUGGCAGGUGACAAUGCAAUGGCUGGUGGUGACGAUGCUAUUGCUGGAGGUGACAAAGCAAUGGCUGAUGGUGACGAUGCAAUGGCUGGUGGUGACGAUUCUAUGGAUGGUGGUGAUGAUGCCAUGGCUAGUGAUGCCGAUGACAUGGCUGGUAGUGACGCCAUGGCUGGUGAUGUUGCCAUGGCAAGUGGUGACGCCAUAGCUAGUGGUGACGCCCUUAAUGGGGAUGACGCCAUGGUAGGUGAUGCCAUCAUGGCUGUUGGCGACACAAUGGCUGGCGGUGACGCCACGGAUGGUGGUGACACAUUGACUGUUGGUGAUGAUGUCAUGGGUGGUUGUGACACCAUGGCUGGUGGUGACGGCAUGGCUGGUGAUGCCGCUAUGGCUUGUGGUGACGCCAUAACUGGUGGUGACGCAAUGGCUGGUGAUGACUCCAUUACUCUGGCAUGUACUAGUGAGACUCGCUGUUAG